Messenger RNA from Aspergillus pseudotamarii, 221 nucleotides. RefSeq lists its product as uncharacterized. The record is from RefSeq and is a predicted model, not a curated record. NCBI's taxonomy places the organism in Eukaryota, Fungi, Ascomycota, Eurotiomycetes, Eurotiales, Aspergillaceae. The transcript has a single exon. The annotation marks the transcript as partial.
CAUGUGCGUAUAUUUCAUACGAGGUCUACCAUGGUUAGCCGGUUCAAGACACUUUUCACAACUGCCAAUGCCUACAUCGGUUGUUUCCUCCAGAGACGAAUGGACUGGGCGGGGAUAUAUCUUUCUGUCCGUUAGUUCCAUCCGGUUGGUCCUUGUUGUCGCGCAGGGUGUAGAAGUUCUCUUCUUUGUCGUCGUGUGUUCCUUAUCCAGGGCCAUUUGAG